AUGAAGAUCCGGGCCUACAAGAAAGGGCCCUUUGAUAGAAUGCUAGCAGAGGAUGAUCAGAGGGAUGAGGAGGGUGAGGAAGUUCAACAGCAAAUGCCAGACAGAGUUAAAAAUGAAGACUUGAAAGAAAACUGUGGAAAGUACUGCAGAAAUAAAUCACAGCUCCUUGUGGAGCAAAGAACCCACACAAAGGAGAAACCACUUGAAUGGUCAGAGUGUGGAAAGAGAUUCACUCGCAGUAGCAAUCUUCACCAGCGUCAGCAGACCCACACAGCAGAAAAACCAUUUGACUGCUCAGUGUAUAGAAAGAGAGUCACUCGGAGUGGCACUCUUAAAGUACAGCAAAGAACCCACACAGGGGAGAAACCAUUUGAAUGCUCAGAGUGUGGAAAGAGAUUCAGUCAGAGUGGCCAUCUUCAGCUGCAUCAAAGAACUCACACAGGGGAGAAACCUUUUGAAUGCUCAGAGUGUGGAAAAAGAUUCAGAUACAGUGGCCAACUUAAGGGGCAUCAGAGAACUCACACAGGAGAGAAACCUUUCGAAUGCUCAGUGUGUGGAAAGAGAUUCGGUCAGAGUGGCACUCUUCAACUGCAUCAAAGAAUUCACACAGGGGAGAAACCUUUUGAAUGUUCAGAGUGCGGAAAAAGAUUCAAUCAGAGUAGCCAUCUUCAGCUGCACCAAAGAACCCACACAGGUGAGAAACCUUUUGAAUGCUCAGAGUGUGGAAAGAAAUUCCGUCAGAGUAGCACUCUUCAACUGCACCAAAGAACCCACACAGGGGAGAAACCUUUUGAAUGCUCAGAGUGUGGAAAGAGAUUCAGUCAGAGUAGCCAUCUUCAGCUGCACCAAAGAACCCACACAGGUGAGAAACCUUUUGAAUGCUCAGUUUGUGGAAAGAAAUUCCGCCAGAGUGGGUAUCUUCAAAAUCAUCAGAGAACCCACACAGGGGAGAAACCUUUUGAAUGCUCAGAGUGUGGGAAAAAAUUUAGUCUGAGUGGCGCACUUCAACUGCACCAAAGAACCCACACAGGGGAAAAGCCUUUUGAAUGCUCAGAGUGUGGAAAGAGAUUCAGAUACAGUGGCCAACUUAAGGGGCAUCAGAGAACUCACACAGGAGAGAAACCUUUUGAAUGCUCAGAGUGUGGAAAGAGAUUUAGUCAGAGUAGCACUCUUAAACUGCACCAAAGAACCCACACAGGGGAGAAACCUUUUGAAUGCUCAGAAUGUGGAAAGAGAUUCAGUCAGAGUGGCACUCUUCAACUGCACCAAAGAACCCACACAGGGGAGAAACCUUUUGAAUGCUCAGAGUGUGGAAGGAGAUUCAGUAGGAGUGGGUAUCUUCAAGAGCACCAAAGAACCCACACAGGGGAGAAACCUUUUUAAUGCUC
Heteronotia binoei (common prickly gecko) is the source of this 1388-nucleotide messenger RNA. RefSeq names its product zinc finger protein OZF-like. The coding region runs from base 1 to 1383 and encodes 460 amino acids. Gene Ontology annotation, molecular function: RNA polymerase II cis-regulatory region sequence-specific DNA binding; DNA-binding transcription factor activity, RNA polymerase II-specific. The record is from RefSeq and is a predicted model, not a curated record. The transcript has 3 exons. Gene Ontology annotation, cellular component: nucleus. Gene Ontology annotation, biological process: regulation of transcription by RNA polymerase II. NCBI's taxonomy places the organism in Eukaryota, Metazoa, Chordata, Lepidosauria, Squamata, Gekkonidae.